GCUGCUUAUCGCUGGCCCCUGGGAAAGGUCGCGAUGCAAUUGCUUUAAAUUUGGCGCAUCUUCCGCCGAUUGCAGCACUCUCGCGAUGAACGGCUGCUAUAACACAAUAAAAUACACGGGCCUGCUCUCCAAUCUGCUCUAUAUGCUUUUGGGCAUAGGAGUGAUGUCUGGAGCAGGAUUGGGGCUGCAAGUGGCGGAGCCCAACACGCCGGAACACACGUACUUUGUUAAGAGUCUGGUGCUGGGCGGAACCAUCUGCAUGAUCGUGAUGUUCGGAUGCUAUGGCAUGGUCUGCAACUUGCUCUGCGUCAAUUUGAUUUUCACAAUGUUCAUACUGAUUGCCCUGGCAAUGGAAUACCUUCAGCUGCACCACUACCACACUCCGUCCCUCAAGAGCUCGGGUGGCGCCUGGCAGCAGCUGGAACUGGCAUGGCAUGGUCUGGACAGAGAUCCGGAGCUGAUGCACCAGUACGAGGCCUCGCGGCACUGCUGCGGCUACAACGGCGCCGACGAUUACAAGCGCCUGCAUCUGCUGGUGCCGGCGAGCUGUUAUCAGGCCAGUGCCAACGACACCGACCAGCAGAUCUACCCAAGCGGCUGCUUGGAGACGCUCAACCAUAGCCAGCGGUACAUACAGCAGCGCGAUAAGCUGUACAUGUGGGCCAUCGUUGGCCUUGAGAUCUUCAUACUGCUGCAAACGGUGGCACUCAGUGUGCUGCUCUUCAAGCUGCGGCAGCGGCAGCGAAUCGCUCGCAGACAGGUGCCACCAGGUGUGCGGCGGGAACCGCGUUCCAACCAUGUGUCCGCAUCACGAGCCCAGCUACUCCACGACGCCUGAUCUAAGAUCUUAUCAAAUGUGCUUGUUUAUUGUACAGCCAAGUGGCAAAUGCUUAUGUAUAAAUGUCAUGUGUGAUCAGUAGGUGUAAAGACGGGUCUUGCUGGUCAACUGGCAGCAUAAGGUGAUGCCCAAGAUGAUGCCCACGACCUGUAAUGGAGGAAGGAAUGUAUUAAGAUUCAUUCUAGAUCUAUCAGCAAUACAAUUAUUUUUUACUACAAAAAUUUCUUUAAAUGUUGACAGCUUAACAGAUUUGGUUACCUAUUCUCGGAUAUUAGUAGACGUCGGAAUUGUGCAUUUUUUUUAACGGUUUUAAUAGAUUUGCUUAUAAAAUCAUUAUUAAUAUAAAGCAUAAUCUAAAUUUGGUUUUGUAAAAUUUAUAUUCAUAUAAAAGCAGUCUAGAUAUUAGUAUCAAAAGUGAGUUGAAAAUGUAGGCAAAUUAUAUAAACCUACUAUCUUAGGCAAAUCUUCUAAUAGUCGAAAUAUGAUAAUGAUACAGUUAAGUUAAAAAACUGG
Drosophila subpulchrella is the source of this 1351-nucleotide messenger RNA. RefSeq names its product protein late bloomer. Gene Ontology annotation, cellular component: membrane. The transcript is spliced from 4 exons. The record is from RefSeq and is a predicted model, not a curated record. Lineage: Eukaryota; Metazoa; Arthropoda; Insecta; Diptera; Drosophilidae. Bases 86 to 838 code for a protein of 250 amino acids.